This is a messenger RNA of Plectropomus leopardus (leopard coralgrouper), 603 nucleotides long. The record is from RefSeq and is a predicted model, not a curated record. Lineage: Eukaryota; Metazoa; Chordata; Actinopteri; Perciformes; Serranidae.
ACAGCAUUUGGCAUCACCUUUGUCCUCUGUAUCUCAUGUGUUCUGGGGAAAACUAUAGUGGUGUUAAUGGCCUUCAGGGCGACACUUCCAGGCAGUACUGUCAUGAAAUGGUUUGGGCCUGCACAGCAGAGGCUCAGUGUUCUGGGUUUCACUCUAGUGCAGGUUGUAAUUUGCAUACUUUGGCUAACAAAAAACCCUCCCUUUCCCUUCAAAAAUAUGAACCACUAUAAAGAAAAGAUUAUUCUAGAGUGUGCCCUUGGGUCUCCUGUAGGGUUCUGGGCUGUGUUAGGGUACAUAGGACUCUUAGCUGUGUUAUGUUUUGUACUUGCUUUUUUGGCAAGAAAGCUGCCUGAUAAUUUCAAUGAGGCUAAAUUCAUCACUUUCAGCAUGCUGAUAUUCUGUGCAGUCUGGAUCACAUUUAUCCCAGCAUAUGCCAGCUCUCCUGGGAAGUUCACUGUGGCUGUGGAGAUAUUUGCUAUUCUGGCCUCCAGUUAUGGAAUGUUGUUUUGCAUUUUUUUGCCAAAGUGCUAUAUAAUUUUACUAAAGCCUGAGAAUAAUACAAGGAAACAUUUAAUGGGUAAAGUGAACCCAAGAGCCCUUUAA